UCCCUUAACAGGAUUCUCAGAUGGUGGCUUGUGAACUUCUUUGUAACUCAGAUAAGGAAACUACUGAAGAGGUCCUGAGUUCUCCACGUGUAAUCUUGGAGUUUCUAGCUGGCACCAUUACCUCCAACGAGUGGAGUUCUCCCACCUCCCCCGAGGGGAGCAACGACUCAGGGGGCAGUGAGGCCUUGGACAAACCCAUUGACAAUGAUGCUGAGGGCGUGUGGAGUCCGGACAUUGAGCAGAGCUUCCAGGAAGCGCUAGCUAUCUACCCACCAUGUGGACGGCGGAAGAUUAUCUUGUCAGAUGAAGGCAAGAUGUAUGGCCGAAAUGAGCUAAUUGCCCGCUAUAUUAAGCUGAGAACAGGGAAAACACGCACAAGGAAACAGGUGUCUAGUCACAUCCAGGUCCUGGCAAGGCGGAAAGCUAGAGAGAUUCAAGCCAAGCUAAAGGAUCAGGCAGCUAAAGAUAAAGCCAUGCAGAGUAUGGCUACAAUGUCAUCUGCCCAAAUUAUCUCUGCAACUGCCUUCCACAGUAAAGUGACCUUGCCUGGUCUCCCACGUCCAGCCUAUCCUGCAGUUUCUGGGUUUUGGCAAGGAGCUUUACCAGGGCAAGCUGGAUCAUCUCAAGAUGUAAAGCCUUUCUCUCAACAACCUUAUGCUGUACAGGCUCCGCUUCCAUUACCAGGGUUUGAGUCUCCCGGACUGUCACCUUCCCCAUCAGCACCAGCUUGGCAAGGACGGAGGGUUGCUAGCUCCAAACUUUGGAUGUUAGAAUUCUCUGCAUUCUUGGAACAACAAGAUCAAGACACAUAUAACAAACACCUAUUUGUGCACAUUGGGCAGUCAAGCCCUAGCUACAAUGACCCCUACCUCGAGGCAGUGGAUAUCCGACAGAUCUAUGACAAGUUCCCUGAAAAAAAAGGGGGCCUGAAGGAGCUGUUUGAAAGGGGGCCAGCUAAUGCCUUCUUCCUUGUAAAAUUCUGGGCUGAUUUGAACACCAAUAUUGAAGAUGAAUCCAGAUCUUUCUAUGGCGUUUCCAGCCAAUAUGAGAGCCCAGAAAACAUGGUCAUUACCUGUUCCACCAAAGUGUGCUCCUUUGGAAAGCAGGUGGUGGAGAAAGUGGAGACAGAGUAUGCACGCUAUGAAAAUGGACACUACUCUUACCGCAUUCACCGCUCCCCUCUCUGCGAAUACAUGAUCAACUUCAUUCAUAAACUCAAGCACCUUCCUGAGAAGUACAUGAUGAACAGCGUGCUGGAGAACUUUACUAUCUUGCAGGUUGUGACAAACAGGGACACGCAGGAGACAUUGCUGUGCAUAGCAUAUGUUUUUGAGGUGUCAACUAGUGACCACGGUGCGCAACAUCACAUCUACCGGCUGGUGAAGGACUAGAAACUCUCUGCUCCAAGUCAUCCAUGGGAUGCACGUCUAAGAAAAAAGCCUGUGCUUUAACAACCCCUGUCCUCUCAUCCCAAACUGAAAAAUAAACUGCAGAUACUAUGUAUUUUCAGAAAAGAA
Messenger RNA from Pogoniulus pusillus (Red-fronted tinkerbird), 1517 nucleotides. RefSeq names its product TEA domain transcription factor 4 (gene TEAD4). Gene Ontology annotation, cellular component: transcription regulator complex. Lineage: Eukaryota; Metazoa; Chordata; Aves; Piciformes; Lybiidae. The coding region runs from base 21 to 1391 and encodes 456 amino acids. Gene Ontology annotation, molecular function: RNA polymerase II cis-regulatory region sequence-specific DNA binding; DNA-binding transcription factor activity, RNA polymerase II-specific. The record is from RefSeq and is a predicted model, not a curated record. Gene Ontology annotation, biological process: regulation of transcription by RNA polymerase II; embryonic organ development; hippo signaling. The transcript is spliced from 12 exons.